GUGAGCACUCAGAAGGGAGGGAAACAGCGACACAGAAGUCAGAAACUUGUGAAUGAGGUAAUGGUCUGUCGGGAAUGCUGCUAUGAAUAUUGCUUAUUUAUAACGUCUUGUUGUCAGUUCACUUUCAUAUAUAGAAACUGAAUCUUUUUGGUUUAGUCAUCUUAGUCUUGGGAUGAUCUCUCAUCCAAUAUUUAACUGCUAACUUCCUCUAGACGUUUGCUACGCUAGCCAAAAUGUCUUUUUUUUUUUUAUAUCUCAUUUCAGUACAAUGCCACCACCAACUAAAAGGCUGAAACAGCAGCAGGACUUACUCAGCUUUUUUAAAAAGAGUAACGUCAGUGAGCAACAAUGCAGGGACAGCACAAAGGAGACAGGAAAAGGAGAGGAUAGUGCAACCGGGCUAGAGGCAGGAAGUCAGAGUGAGGGAGAGACAGGAGUGGAGCAACAGGUAAGACAGAGUAACUCAUACCAGUAGAUACUUCAUGAGAGUCCACAAAAAAAGUUGAAAAUUUUAAUCUUUUGCUUGUAGUAAGUGUAGUUCAGGGGCAUUGAGUGACAUUGUAACUUUUCCUUCUAGGGAGUUCAGACUAGGGACACACAGCUGAGAGACUCUGAAGUCAGUGGACAGAGAACAGAGCCAAAUCAGCCACAUCCAAAAUUCAUAGACCCUCAAGCUCUAGCCAACAGAACUUUACAUUUCCAAGGAAAGUGGUACAAGGAAUUUCCCUGGCUACAUUAUGAUGCAGUGAAAAAGGGCAUUUUGUGUUUUUAUUGCAUGGCAAUUUACCAGGACAAACUCACACCAUUUGGUGCAAAAUCCGAACCCGCCUUUAUCACUUCUGGAUUUAAAAAUUGGAAAAAAGCAUUCGAAAAAUUUAAAGCACAUGAAAAUAGUCACACACAUCAUCAUGCUGUUUCUGUGACUGCACAAGAAAGUCAUCCUAUAAAUGCCCAAUUAUCCAGUGCUUUGGCAACUCAGCAAGGUGACAAUAGGCACUGUCUGGAGAAAAUUGUGAGCUCCAUAAAAUAUUUGGCACGGCAGGGACAAGCUUUGAGAGGGCAUGACGAUGAUGACAGCAAUUUGUAUCAACUGUUGAAAAAUCUGGCAGAAGAUGAUGCCCUUUUGGCUAAGUGGUUGCUGAGGUCUCAGAAAGAAUACCUAAGUCCACAGAUACAGAAUGAAAUCUUGUGUUCUAUGAGCAAUAGUAUUGUCAGUGAAAUAGCAGAUACAAUCAGAAACCUACCAAUUUUUGAGUUUGCAAUUAUUAUGGAUGGAACACAGGACAUUUCUGGGAAAGAACAAGAAAGCAUUUGUCUGCGAUACAUUGACAGUGACAUGAAGCCCCAUGAAGAGUUUAUUGGCUUGUACUCAGUUUCUGAAACAACAGGAAAAAGCCUUGCUGCUGUUGUUAAAGAUGUGCUGCUCAGAUUAAACUUACCAAUGCAUGGUUUACGAGGUCAAACUUAUGAUGGAGCAGCCAAUAUGUCUGGGAAGCAUGCAGGUGUACAGGCACUGAUAAAGCAAGAGCAGCCACUAGCACUUUUUGUUCAUUGUGGAGCACACUGCACUAAUUUAAUUGCACAGAAAGCUUGCUUAGCCUCAGUUCUGAUCAGAGACGCAUUGGAUUGGGUGAACCAGCUUGGAGUUCUUUUCUCUCAGUCAGGGAAGUUUAAGGCAAUCCAUGCAGCAACAGCACAUACAGAGAAUCCAUCGUGCACUGCAAUAAAACCCCUGUGCCCCACAAGAUGGGCAAACAAACCUGAGCAAUGUCCUCAUUUCUUCGAAAAACUGAGUCAUCCGCCCAUCUUCUGCUUCAUCAAGAACAAGAAUAUUCCCAUUUGA
Fundulus heteroclitus (mummichog) is the source of this 1843-nucleotide messenger RNA. Its product is annotated as zinc finger MYM-type protein 1-like. The record is from RefSeq and is a predicted model, not a curated record. Lineage: Eukaryota; Metazoa; Chordata; Actinopteri; Cyprinodontiformes; Fundulidae. The transcript has 3 exons. Bases 776 to 1843 code for a protein of 355 amino acids.